Messenger RNA from Micromonas pusilla CCMP1545, 655 nucleotides. RefSeq lists its product as uncharacterized. Gene Ontology annotation, molecular function: peptidyl-prolyl cis-trans isomerase activity. Gene Ontology annotation, biological process: protein folding; protein peptidyl-prolyl isomerization. The transcript has 2 exons. Gene Ontology annotation, cellular component: intracellular membrane-bounded organelle. NCBI's taxonomy places the organism in Eukaryota, Viridiplantae, Chlorophyta, Mamiellophyceae, Mamiellales, Mamiellaceae. The record is from RefSeq and is a predicted model, not a curated record. The coding region runs from base 32 to 589 and encodes 185 amino acids.
CACGCUCCAACGCGUCACGUCGACGGCCGUCAUGCCCGCGGAGGAGACGCAGUGGCACGCGCGCCCGCCGAACCCGAGCAACCCGGUCGUGUUCUUCGACGUCACGAUCGGCGGCGCGGACGCGGGCCGCAUCAAGAUGGAGCUCUUCGCGGACGUCUGCCCGAAGACGGCGGAGAACUUCAGACAGCUGUGCACGGGCGAGUUCAGGAAGAACGGGUUCCCGCAGGGGUACAAGGACGUGGAGUUUCACCGCGUCAUCAAGGACUUCAUGAUCCAAGGGGGCGAUUACCUGAAAGGCGACGGCACCGGGUGCGCGUGCAUAUACGGCAGCAAGUUCGCGGACGAGAACUUCCUCGGGAAACACACGGGGCCCGGCUUGCUCUCCAUGGCCAACAGCGGACCGAACAGCAACGGGUGCCAGUUCUUCCUGACGUGCACCAAGACGGAGUGGCUGGACGAUAAGCACGUCGUCUUCGGUCGCGUCCUGGGCGACGGGCUGCUCGUGCUGCGGAAGAUCGAGAACGUCGGCACGGGGGCGAACAACAAGCCGAAGCUAUCGUGUAAGAUCUCCCAGUGCGGCGAGAUGUGAGAGAUAAGUUGUUGUGUUCGAUUCUUUACCUAUAGAAGACUUGACUCGAUUCGAAGCCUUAUUAUG